Messenger RNA from Cetraspora pellucida, 138 nucleotides. NCBI's taxonomy places the organism in Eukaryota, Fungi, Glomeromycota, Glomeromycetes, Diversisporales, Gigasporaceae. The record is from the annotation of a GenBank genome assembly.
AUGAUGCCAGUUGAUGUGUUUCUUUUUACCUUAAAUAAUAUAAAGAGAAAGAUGUAUUAUAAUUUUGAAACAUUGCAAGACCAACAUUUCAAAGAAAUGGAACAAGAAAAAUUAGAAAAUGGCUUAAUAAGACCAUAG